AUGGCUACUGGAUAUGGUGAUCCUACAAGUAGAUACAUCGGUUCAUCGGCAUUCGCCAAGAAUGUUAGGGAUAAACAGCAUUCAACUGAUCCUGAUGAUAUGACACUUAAAGUAGUUGAUGAACUUAAGGAUAUUGUUCGAAAGAAAGUCAGACAAGGUUACGCAAUAACUCAACCAAUUGUUGAGUUAGAAGUUGCCAAGAUCAGACAUGACAAUGACCCUAAUCAACAUGAUAUCGAAGAAUUGAAGGCGCAACUUCCACGUAAUCUUCAAAAUUGUUCUGAUAGUAUUUUACGUGUAUCAAUGGCAUAUGGAAAUGAUCCAGAACAAAUAAAACCCAUAAUACAAUCGAAAAUGAAUAGCAUAAAUUCGAAUGAUAAUAUUGAUAACAUUUCACUCGAUAAUAUUAUAGAACCUUUAAAAAUGCUCAAAAAAGAUUUGGAAAGAAACCCUCUAAAAAAUAUAUUCAAUGCAGUUCGCAACAUCAAUGAACACAAUAGUGAUCGUGCCGAUCGUUUAUUUCUCAGUGAAGUUCUUCAUUUCACACCUGCUAUACGAGACUAUAAAUUUGACGAUGCUCAUCAAGCAGUAGAAGCUAUUCGCACUACAACAUAUGAAUCAGAAAGACCAGAAGAUCUUCUUUCUAUUGUCAAAACACUUCGAGAAACUGACGAAAUUCGUCAAGCUCUAAACGAUAUGUCAAAAAAAUCAAUGAGACACGUGAGUUGA
This is a messenger RNA of Rotaria sp. Silwood1, 729 nucleotides long. NCBI's taxonomy places the organism in Eukaryota, Metazoa, Rotifera, Eurotatoria, Philodinida, Philodinidae. The record is from the annotation of a GenBank genome assembly.